Anguilla rostrata (American eel) is the source of this 2799-nucleotide messenger RNA. It is a transcript of the gene ehd1b, whose product is annotated as EH-domain containing 1b. NCBI's taxonomy places the organism in Eukaryota, Metazoa, Chordata, Actinopteri, Anguilliformes, Anguillidae. Gene Ontology annotation, molecular function: calcium ion binding; protein binding; GTP binding. The transcript has 5 exons. The record is from RefSeq and is a predicted model, not a curated record. Gene Ontology annotation, cellular component: plasma membrane; cytoplasm. Gene Ontology annotation, biological process: endosomal transport; endocytosis. Bases 484 to 2082 code for a protein of 532 amino acids.
UUUGUCGCAGCAAACUUCUGUCCUGACUCCAGACUUUACACCCGGCCGUUCUGGCGCUUUACAUUGAGCCUGGGAACUGGAACAAGCUUGCACGCGUUAUGACAGUUUGACAGGAGACACGCCUGCAGCGUUAAUCUACGGUAUAUUUUAACGAUAGAGGGAACGCAAAUUAAAUAGCCUACGUUUAUCAGUAUAUUAACAAACUUGCUUAAAUAUUUCCUGUAAAGCAACUGGAAGACAACACACUAAAAGAUUUACUAAGACAUCGAUAACCUGCCUAGUGACUAACGUUAAGUCACUUUUCCCUAAACCAAGGAGAAAAGAACAUUUAAAGUUAAGACCUUUAGUCCUUGCUUUUCUGGAACGUCGGGAAACUUGCAUGUUACCAAGCUGACAAAUUUAGCGGGUUGUUAAUUUUAAACAGAGGUUACACAGUUUUGUAUCAAUAGAAAAAAAUAGAGUUUACGCGUGAGUUCGAAGAAAAUGUUCAGCUGGGCCAACAAGAAUGGGAGGAAAAAAGACCCUGAACUAUUUCAGACGGUUACGGACGGACUUCGACGACUAUACCGAACCAAACUCUUUCCCUUGGAAGAAGCAUACCGCUUUCAUGAUUUUCAUUCACCAGCUUUAGAGGAUGCUGACUUUGACAAUAAACCAAUGGUCCUUUUAGUUGGCCAGUAUUCGACCGGGAAGACCACCUUUAUUCGGCAUCUAAUGGAGCAAGACUUUCCCGGUAUGCGAAUAGGUCCCGAACCGACCACCGACUGUUUCAUAGCUGUGAUGCAUGGUGAACAGGAUGGGCAGAUACCAGGCAACGCUCUGGUAGUUGAUCCUAAAAAACCAUUCCGAAAACUGAACGCUUUUGGCAACGCAUUUCUCAACAGGUUCAUCUGUGCUCAGAUGCCCAAUGCGGUGCUGGAGAGCAUCAGCAUCAUCGACACUCCAGGAAUCCUGUCUGGCGAGAAGCAGAGGAUCAGCAGAGGCUACGACUUUGCAGCAGUGCUGGAGUGGUUUGCGGAGAGGGUCGACCGCAUCAUCCUGCUCUUUGACGCCCACAAGCUGGACAUCUCGGACGAGUUCUCGGAGGUCAUCCGGGCCCUGAAGAACCACGAGGACAAGAUGCGGGUCGUGCUGAACAAGGCGGACCAGAUUGGCACCCAGCAGCUCAUGAGGGUGUACGGUGCCCUCAUGUGGUCGUUGGGCAAGAUCAUCAACACUCCUGAGGUGGUGCGGGUCUACAUCGGCUCCUUCUGGGCCCAGCCUCUCUUAGUGCCGGACAAUCGCAAGCUGUUCGAGGCAGAGGAGCAGGACCUGUUCCGAGACAUACAAAGCUUGCCCCGAAAUGCUGCCCUGCGUAAGCUCAAUGACCUUAUAAAACGCGCCCGCCUUGCCAAGGUCCAGGCCUAUAUCAUCAGUUCCCUGAAGAAAGAAAUGCCCAUGUUCGGGAAGGAAAACAAAAAGAAGGAGCUGAUUGCUAACUUGGGUGAGAUCUACCUGAAGAUCGAGAAAGAGCAACAGAUAUCUCCAGGGGACUUCCCCAAACUAUCUAAGAUGCAGGAAAUCCUGGCCGGCCAGGACUUUGCUAAGUUUCAGACUAUCAAGCCCAAAUUGCUGGAAGCUGUAGAGGAUAUGCUGGCCAACGACAUUGCCAAGCUGAUGACGCUAGUGCGACAGGAAGAGGCUGCCAUGCCCAGCCAGUCUGUUAAGGGUGGCGCAUUUGAGGGCACCAUGAAUGGACCCUUCGGCCAUGGCUACGGAGAGGGCGCUGGCGAGGGCAUCGAUGAUCUGGAGUGGGUAGUAGGACGCGACAAGCCCACCUAUGACGAGAUCUUUUAUACCCUCUCACCUGUCAAUGGAAAGGUGUCGGGCGCCAUGGCCAAAAAGGAGAUGGUUAAGUCCAAACUACCCAACACGGUCCUAGGAAAGAUCUGGAAGCUGGCCGAUGUGGACGGAGAUGGCUUCCUCGACGAUGAUGAGUUCGCCCUGGCCAAUCAUUUGAUUAAGGUGAAGCUGGAGGGUCACGAGCUCCCUGCUGAGCUGCCUGAACACCUGGUACCCCCAUCAAAACGAGGGCACGAGUGAGGCUGGAGAACGAGGACCUGCAGGAGGUCUGGGUUUAUGAGGGUGGUUUAGGUUUAUCUGUUAGCACCCAUACAAGGUGGGGUGCAGAGAUUGAUAUUUAGAAUUCAAAUCAAUAUAUAAUAGAAAAUAGAAGUUGAUGACAAAAAAUUCAUAUAGUCAUUUUUUAAUAAUAGAGAAAUAAACUAAUAUAUUCAUCACCCAAAUGAUUAGUCCACAGUUAUUUUAUUUGAACUAUUACCUGCACUUGUCAAUUAAUUUUCUGACUCAACACCAUUUCUUUGAAGCCCACAGUAAUAAUUUUAUCCAGUUACAUUAUCCACUCCUUAAUAGUAAAAACAUCUGCUCCUGAAGCCUCAUUCUUCUCCUUUCUGUCUACAUACUUUGGAUGCUGUUCCAAUUUUGAGCAGAACCCUGUUUUCCACUGAAUUGCAUCUCUGGCAGUGAUUGAUAAAAAUCGCAUGCUUUCCAAGGUGCAUUUUCUAAGGUAGAGACUAAGCUAUCACAGAGAUUCCCCUCUAACACAUGUUGUAAAAUAAGCUGCAGUUUAUAUUACACCAUUGCUCAUGUAUUGUUAGCACAGAAAAGUCCCAUAUUAAAGCAGACUGCCUUGAUCCCAAUAUCUCGUCCUUUAGCUAGUAUCAGACACUGACACACUAUAAGUAAUGUGUAUAUGUAUAUUGUGUUUGUCUUUUUAAAUAAAAUGCACUCUAUAAAAUA